CCCAUGUUCCAUCCCCAAGGAAUCCCCCAACCCCCACCUGCACCCCCUCAUCGGUAAUGAAAAUGCUGGGGGUGGGAUGGAUAAAGGACUCCGGUGUUCCUCACCCCACCAUGAUGAAAUCUCACUGCUCUAAGAUCUUCAAGGCAGUGAACUGCCCUGCUAACUCUUCACAGAAAGGGCUUGAACAUGGUAUAAUGUGGGCGGAGUCCCUGAGUCCUGAGAAGGGUUGCUGUGCCCACUGACAGGUCAAUUACUAAAGCCAAACCAGAAUUCUACCAGGUUGAGCAUAGGCACACGUUACAGAGUGCAGGCAAACUCCACUGGCAGCUCCCACAUUUUCUUGGGCACACAAGUUCCCAGGGGAACUUGUUAACGAGCAGAGCCCCGCUGCUGGCCUGCCCUGGUCAGGAAGGACCCCGGAGCCUGCCCCCUCCGCUUGCUGCGCGACACUGACAAGUCCUCAUCAGGCUCGUCAGCAGAAAAAAGAUAGCCAGGAACCCACACGUAUUCUGAAGAUUUAUUGAGUCAACCCACAGACACCCAGCCCAGCGCCUACCAUUCGGCUGCAGCUUCCAAAGGUCAGUUAUUGUGAAGAAACCAUGGGACACUUAAUUCCCUUGGGAGGUCAAGCCCCGCAGCACUUGGGUUCCGGGUGGGGGUGGAGCGUCAUCGGGUGCUUCUCACCCUUCCUUGUCCCCGCCCCCAAGCCUGCGGAUUCGCUUUCGGUUGGGCAAGCUAAGAGUCCCGGGGAACGUUGACUCUGGACUAGCAGCAGAUGUCGCUGCCCUCCCUUGGUACCCAGCUGUGCUUAUAGCUGGUUCUCACUUAUAAUUACUAAAGAGAAAUACCCGGGAGGAGAAAACACAGCGGCCGUGUGCAGAGGCCACCGAAAUCUCUUUAUCGCUCCCACCUGAAGUCCAAAGGCGGCUUAGCUCGCUCGUCGGAGAUUCUUGUCGCUCAGGCGAGGCUCCGCCCCUAAGCCCCACCCCCGAGGCGGCUCCGCCUCUCCAGCAGGGCGCGGUCCGGAUUGGACAGCUCCGGGGUGGGCGUGGCCUAUGGUUGUGCUGGGACCGCCGGAGCUCCGCGGUGGUUACUGAGGCCAGGGAAUUCUGGAGAAGUGAUAGGGUUCCCAGCGGGUGGCUCCUGUAGCCGGGUCGUAGAUUCGAACCUGAGGUCGAAGCCGGAGCCGGCGAAUCGGGGAGGAGCGCAGAGAGGGCGGGAUUUCCGCCGAGAGGGAUCCGGCCGCUCAGGGGGUGGGGCUUCCCCGACCGGGCUGCGUUUCCCGCGUGCCCGGCUGGGUGCUGUGAGUCCCUACAAACACCCUCCGCGCCCUCCCCCAGGCAGCCAAGGAUGACCACCCUCACGCGCCAAGACCUCAACUUCGGCCAAGUGGUGGCCGACGUGCUCUCCGAGUUCCUGGAGGUGGCCGUGCACUUGAUCCUCUAUGUGCGCGAGGUCUACCCGGUGGGCAUCUUUCAGAAGCGCAAGAAGUACAACGUGCCGGUUCAGAUGUCCUGCCACCCAGAGCUGAACCAGUACAUCCAGGACACACUUCACUGCGUCAAACCACUCCUGGAGAAGAACGAUGUGGAGAAGGUGGUGGUGGUGAUUUUGGAUAAGGAACACCGCCCAGUGGAGAAGUUUGUCUUUGAGAUCACUCAGCCACCCUUGCUGUCCAUCAAGCUAGGUGGCCUCAAACAGACCGUUUCUCUAACUGUCUUGGGGUCCUGGAGGUAUGCAGACUUGAGCGGUACCCUGGGUGUCCUCUCGACAGCUGAAUAUUUGAGUGACCUAAAGGGACCUUUGUACCCUACCUCUAUUCAGUCAGUUCAGACUCCCUCCUGUCUCAUGUGGAGCAGCUGCUUCGAGCCUUCAUUCUUAAGAUUAGUGUGUGUGACGCUGUCCUCGACCAUAAUCCUCCAGGCUGCACGUUUACAGUUCUCGUGCACACAAGAGAAGCUGCCACUCGGAACAUGGAGAAGAUACAGGUCAUCAAGGACUUCCCCUGGAUCCUGGCAGAUGAGCAAGAUGUCCACAUGCAUGAUCCCCGGUUGAUACCCCUGAAAACCAUGACUUCG
Molecule: messenger RNA, 2078 nt
Organism: Rattus norvegicus (Norway rat)
Lineage: Eukaryota; Metazoa; Chordata; Mammalia; Rodentia; Muridae
Source: RefSeq, a predicted model, not a curated record